Gilbertella persicaria is the source of this 1803-nucleotide messenger RNA. RefSeq lists its product as uncharacterized. Lineage: Eukaryota; Fungi; Mucoromycota; Mucoromycetes; Mucorales; Choanephoraceae. Gene Ontology annotation, molecular function: protein binding. The record is from RefSeq and is a predicted model, not a curated record. The transcript is spliced from 2 exons. Bases 7 to 1590 code for a protein of 527 amino acids.
UGUAACAUGGUCUCUUUCUUACCUUUUGAAGUCUUACAAAAUAUAUCUCGGUUUAUAGACACAAGAGACAAGCUAGCCUGCCUCACAGUAUGUCGUGCUUGGUAUCGACCUACUUUUGAAUCACUUUACACACACGUCCACUUGACUUCACUCCUGUCCUUCCGUACCUUUCUUUAUAUCGUUGCUCAUCACGAUCUUAUGCCAGGUGUUCAUGUUAAAAAGCUCUGUCUUUAUAACCAUAAUGAUGUUGGCUUUCAAAGCAGACCUCUCACUGUAACUGAACUCGAGGUAUUGGCGCGCUAUUGCUUUAAUUUAAACAGUUUUUUAUUUCGAGACAUAUGGGUGUGGUAUUGCCUUGAUCAGCUUGAUUUGACAGCAAUAUGGCCGAGAUUGCAUCGAUUGCCUGUAGCAAGAUACAACCGAGUUGCAUUUAAAGUAUUUCAGAAACUAGGUGAUCGCUUAACAGAUGUCUAUAUCAACUGUGCUGCGAUACCUUUUGAUGGCAUUGCACGCUUAUUAAGCAGCAUGACACAGCUAAAGACGAUAUCCAUUCAUGAUAGAUCAUUGAAACUAGAUUUAGAGGCACUAGACGAUAUACACAGAGCAGCACCAAAUGUAAAGCACCUGGAUCUACAGACACAGAUGCAACCACUCGAUCAACCUCUUACAAAGAGAUAUGCAACACUCUAUUCACUUCAAUGCUCCAUUUAUCAUUCAGACUCAGCAUGGUUUGAUAUUAUCAAAUCAAGGUACAAUGUACUCGACAUGCUUUCGUUGAACGUACUGAGGAAUUUCGUACAAGAUAUUCCUUCAACAGAACAAGCCAUGGAAUGUAUUGAUGCUAUUUUUGACUUGGUUAAGCACACAACAAUUCAACAAUUGGAUAUUCAUGUGCGUCAUCCAUACGAACUAUCGUUUAUCGAAAGUUAUGCACUCGAACUUGUCUAUUCUUAUGCCAUUCUUUAUACUGACCAUACCUACACCAUAUCGAUUGAUUUCAAGUACUUUGACUGGAUAGACUACACACUUUCAGACACAAACUAUAUUGUAAGAGAGAUCCCAGAAGUACUUUAUUCUUCAACUUUGAUGCGCAACAAGACAAUACAUCAUACACUUGGAUUUGAGUUCGGUAUUGGAAAAGACUAUGAAUUUAAUGAAAUGCAUGUCUUGAAUACUUGGAUCACAAAACCUGUGAAUGAUCAUGUCACUUUUUUAUCUUUGGAACGACAAAUACGCAAUACAAACUAUACAGGCAAAAAGUGUCCAUUGUAUCUUGAUUCUGUAUUAGCUCAUUUUCCUCGGUUGAUCUCACUUUCUUAUGCACGAACUAUCAAAUUUAAAAAGGGAAUCAAUGCGCCUGACCGUGCUGCAGUUACCUUGCUGGAUAGAAAAGACACUUCAAAGCAUCAAUCACUUCGUUACCUCAGUUUUAGAAAUGUUCAAAUUGACCGAUAUAUAUACCAAUAUGUGUUUCAACAUUGCCCUCAUCUAUCAAGACUUGAAAUGGAAGACUGUAAUCUAGAGGCAGAGAUUGUAUUAGCAUUGGAAUACUAUUGCUUAGAACACAAUGUUGCAUUAAUCAUAAAAUAAACGCAUGAAGUGUCGUAUCGGAAUAGGCUCGGACCGGACAUUGGUUUCAUUAAUGAACCAAGGAGUAUAUCAAACCAAAGCAAGUCUGCAACAAGAUGGAUUCCCUCCUCUUUGAAUUCUUUCAAAUUAGUUUUAUCAAAUGGCUGACUCUGCACCGGCCGAUAGUAAGUCGCAUCAACACAACAUCACCGAAUCUCACCAUUUAUAGGACGU